AUGUGCGACAUUUUAAGCAUCGGCGGGGAGCCGAUCUUUGACGAUCGUAUCGUCAAGAUCGAAACUCACACAUACAAUCCUUACGCCAAUACUACGUUUGGGAAUAGCGACGAGAUACGAAUUCCUAUACAACAGCAAGAUCUGUACACAUUACCGUGCGAUAGUUUUCUCUACAUAGAAGGUAGACUCGAGUCUAAAGUGUCGCCGAGUGCGCAAGAGGAAACCGCGUCGGUGACGAGGCUAGUGAACAAUUGCGCGGCGUUUAUGUUCGAGGAGAUUCGCUACGAGCUCGAUGGUGUGGAAAUCGAUCGAAGCAGAAAUGUUGGGAUAACGAGCAUGAUUAAGAAUUACGCGCCGCUGUCAGUCGAAAAAAGCAAGAUAUUAAAGAACGCCGGAUGGGACUUUUCGGCGGCAACUCAUUCGUCGAUCAACGAUUUCAACUUUUGCGUACCUCUCAUCGUGUUAUUAGGUUUUUGCGAGGAUUACAGGCGUGUCGUGAUCAACGCGUGA
Molecule: messenger RNA, 510 nt
Organism: Formica exsecta
Lineage: Eukaryota; Metazoa; Arthropoda; Insecta; Hymenoptera; Formicidae
Exons: 1
Coding region: 1-510 (169 amino acids)
Source: RefSeq, a predicted model, not a curated record